ACGUUAUGAAUAUGUAUGUACAUCCACCUGCGAGAUUCAUUACUCUGUAUGAACUCGAGUCGUAUAGUCGGUAAGAUUAGCACUACAACUUUCAAUUUCCUUAAGGGGUUUCCCCGUAAAGUAACGAUCUUCGCACUCCAAGUGAUGCAAGUCAAGCAUCUCAUAAGCUCUUCAACCUUUGGACUGGCCAGUGACGUUUGUUUAUCAGUCUCUCAUGGCAAGUUAAUAAAUUAGAUGCGCCACGUAUUUUUCGGAUUCAGUCAGUGAUUCGACAACCUUCAAACAUCUUGGGAGGAAAAGACGCUGCCUAAUUUUGUACCAAAUUUUGGAGUGAAGUUCUGUGCGUCCAGAAUUUUGGGGAUUCAGUGAUUCGACGACCUUCAACCAUAUUGGGAAAAAGAGACGCGUGGCAACCUCUGCAAAAUUUUGUGUGCUAAGUUUUUUGUGCACAAUUUAGGCUGACGAAAUACUUGCAUAUGUGAAUAAGUGAAUAAGUGACUUUAUUUAUAUAAUUAAACCCGAAAAAAUGGCCCACGCGGAUAGUUUGACGUUUGUUCUUAUACUAGCAGUUAUCACAUUAGUGAACGGUGUCCCAUACUCAUUGUCGCAUCGUGAACAUCGAACCAGUUUCCAAGAUUUGUCGCAGGACGAAUUUGUCCAAGAUUUACGAUCUCUUCGAUCUGGUCAUGCUCCUAUUCAGAUCGAUGACAAGGGUCACUCUCGAAAAAAUGGGAAUAUUUUGUGGGGGCUCGAAAAUAAAUGGAGGCAGCUCCGAUGCAUUGUGCAAGCCAGUCCGGUGGCAGAAUUUCAGUGGAAAUUUCGUGGCUUGAGUAUAGACCCGGAUGCGGCGGAUAGGAAUAUCCUGGUCAUUUCUACGCAGGAUAAUUUCUCAAUUUUAAAGGUGAAAGUGAAGGAGGCCACGCUGGGAGAGUACACAUGUCGAGCAUCCAACGAACUGGGGGCUUCUGAGCGAAACUUUUUCCUCAGUCGUGCCUCGAAACCACCGACGCCUGAUUUUGACACGAUCGUGGUUCCCAACUCGGGAAUUUUAGUAUCUGUCACCGGAUUCCAUAAUCGUCACAGGAAAAAUUUACAUAUUAUUCAAACUCGAGGAUUUGUCGAUAAGGACGAACUCGGUGAAAUUCUGCCCAUCAAAGGGUACGCGUUGCAAUUUAGAAAAAUGGCAAGCUGCGAUCCAUGGACAAAUAUUACGUUUCACUCCGAAAAAAAAUUUUUGCGACAUCACUUGGUUCCCGGGACACUUUAUAGGAUGCGCUUAGCUGCCCGGACGGAAGGAGGAAUUGGCGAGUUCUCGGCGGCACGAACGGUGAAUUACAGACUUCCGGAUGAUAAAGAGUCGGACGAUGCUGAUGAAGAAACUGGAACUGAAGAUCCUGCAGUUGAUUUGUCGUCGAUAAGCGAUUCCAGAAGGUCAUCCGAAUAUUCGGAUGAAUCGAGUCGAAGCGUAGAAAAUAAUGAUCCCACUUCUUCCACGGAUAGCUGACAAAGUCACUUAAUUUAAUUUAGGUGAUAAAUCUCAGUAUUAUAUUGACUAAAUAAUUAAUUAAUUAGUUAAGUAAAUAAUUUAUUUAUACCAAAGAUGUAUUUUGAACAUGGCAGCUCCUAAUUUGUAGGCAUAAUUUUUAAAAAUCAGCGAUAAAUUUAAUAUAUGUACAUUUUCUUGACUGGGAAAAUAAUAAACCAAGUGAGAAAAAUUUA
Messenger RNA from Folsomia candida, 1719 nucleotides. RefSeq lists its product as uncharacterized. The transcript is spliced from 3 exons. Gene Ontology annotation, molecular function: protein binding. The coding region runs from base 527 to 1504 and encodes 325 amino acids. The record is from RefSeq and is a predicted model, not a curated record. Lineage: Eukaryota; Metazoa; Arthropoda; Collembola; Entomobryomorpha; Isotomidae.